AUGGCCACGACGUCCCAUGACGAGCGCUCGUCGCUGCUGCAUUCCGACGUUUCCAGUCCCAUCGGCCGCCACGCACGUCGGCUGAAGAACGGCGUAGCGCUGCUGCUGGUGUGCGCGGCGGUCGUUGCCUGCGUCGUCGUCGUCUUGCGAGGGUUUAUCGUGCCACCAGCACCGGUUGUACCACCGCAUGUGCAUGAGGAACAGUACGAUGCCAUUGUCAUUGGCGGAGGUCCGGCAGGGUCGGUGGUGGCCAAACUACUAAGUGAUGAUCCGUGGCGACGUGUGCUACUGAUUGAAGCAGGGGGCGUGUCCCAGACGCAGUUGGGGGGUAAGGAGGCCAUCGACUCACCGCUGAACACGAAAGGCUUGACGCCGUUCGACGUGCCAUUUUACUGGACAAUUGUGGUCAACACACCGCCAUUGCACUGGCCGUAUCCGGAUGUGAACGUGGCGAAAGCUCUGGGAGGAUGCGGUGUGCACAACGCCAUGCUCUACGUUCGAGUCUUGCCAUCGGAUUUGGAACGCUGGAACAUUGCAAACUGGACAUGGGAGAAAGCGCUGGAGAUUUACACGUCGAUUGAGGAUUUUGACGGGCCGAAUACGAGCUACCACGGCACGCACGGAUUCUUUCGUACUAGUCCACCCGCUAUGGAGACGGCCUUGUCCCAUGAGUUCAUUGAGGCAUGUGUGGAGGUCGGCAUCCCGCGAACAGUGGACUUUAAUGCGCCUGGUGGUCGUCAUGGCGUCGGGUACUACCACUUCAACACCCGCGAUGGAAUACGCGAGAGCGCUGCCAAAACGUUCCUUGGACCAAUACUGAACAACGAUACGGCCGAAUCCACACGAAGCAAUUUCCGCUUGAUGCUGGACACCAUGGUCACAAAAAUCAACAUAAAUGCGCAGAAUGUCACGGAGGGAGUAGAAGUUCGCUAUGCAAACGGCGCAGUCGAAGUCAUUCGUCUAGCAGAGCACGGUGAAGUCAUUGUCACGGCCGGCGCGAUCAAUACGCCGAAGAUCCUAAUGCUUUCUGGGCUUGGUGAUCGCGCCACGCUUGAGAAAGUUGGGCUACCGUUGAAGAAACACUUGCCGUGGGUAGGCAUGAAUCUACAAGAUCAUCCUGUCGUUGGCAUGUCAUUCAAGUACAAGCCCAAACAAGAGUUCGAUCUCGAAGCGGAAUUGGACGCGUACUUCGCGGCUAUCGACGCCAAGAAUACGACGGCAUCCAGCUACGGACUUUUCGGCUCUGCUGGUCUCAGUGCUGGGGCAUUUUUGACUCCACCUGGCUCAACGGUACCUGAAAUUCAACUUACGCUGUUUCCGCGUCGAUCGGAACCCCACAUAUCCACCACGGCUACACUCAACCACGCCACAGAGGUUGUGAUUACGGUUGCACUGCUGCAUCCUCUUGCUCGCAAUCGUGUGGUGCUCGUGCACGACGACGACGAUUCGGUUGACGACGAUAACGUCGACCACCUGGUACCGCAUGUUGUCUCGGAAAAGUCGAACGGUGUGGCCGAGCACCUGAGGCCAGGUGAUGUGUGGAAGAUUUCGUGGGCAAUUGGUGUGGUUCGCAAUAUAACGUCAAAGCUGGCCGAGAAGAACGUGAUUGGAUCCGAAAUCGCCCCGGGUGUCGGUAUUUCCUCCGGGGAAGACUUGGACAAAUGGGUACUCAGCGCCGCAUUUCGCAACUCGCACUGGGUCGGUAGCGCAUGCAUGGCAAACACGGAGGACGAAGGCGUUGUAGAUAAUCACUUGCGCGUCUUUGGAAUCAAGCAUCUCCGCGUGGCUGACGCAUCCGUGAUGCCGCUCAUCCCGAAUGGCAACGUGCACUCUUCUGUGGUGAUGGUAGCAAGUCGAGCUGCCCAGAUUCUGCGUGAAGACGAAGCAGAAUAUCGACGGUCUGGAGCGUCAUAG
This is a messenger RNA of Hyaloperonospora brassicae, 1914 nucleotides long. Lineage: Eukaryota; Oomycota; Peronosporomycetes; Peronosporales; Peronosporaceae. The record is from the annotation of a GenBank genome assembly.